AUGUCCAAACUCCCCGUGGAAUUCCUCAUGGAACCACCCAUGGAGGGAAUGCCCCAUAUGCCCCCGAUGCCGGCAUGGUCAUUCCUGAUUGAACAUCCCUCGGGCCAGAAACUGCUUUUCGAUCUUGGUGUGCCGAAGGACUGGCGAGCCUUUUCUCCGGUUGUCGUUGGACGUCUUGAGGCGGCAGGGUGGGAGAUUGAUGUAGAAGAAGAGGUCAUUGACACCCUAGAGAAGAAUGGUGUUGCAGCGAGUGAUAUCUCGGGUAUUGUUUGGAGUCACUGGCAUUGGGAUCACCUGGGCGAUCCCUCUCGAUUUCCAUCCUCAACGGAGGUCAUCGUCGGACCUGGUUUCAAAAGUACUUUCAUGCCGGGAUAUCCAGCAGACCCAGAUUCUCCAAUUCGAGAGUCGGAUUUUGCCGGAAGAAAUCUAAGAGAGAUUGAUUUCACGAAUUCCGCCCAGACAGGUCAUUUCCGUGCUUUUGACUUCUUCGGCGACGGCUCAUUCUAUCUGCUAGACACGCCUGGCCACGCUAUAGGCCAUCUUGGCGGCCUGGCACGCACAACCACAAACCCAGACACGUUCAUCUUCAUGGGCGGUGAUCUAUGUCACCACAGUGGGGAAAUGAGACCAUCCAAAUAUCUUCAUCUCCCUUCUGAUCUCCCCGCUGCAAAUCCUUCUUGUAUGCUGCCAUGUCCGGGAGUGGACUCUUACAAGGAAUUGUUGACUAGUCGAGGUUGUGCUGUUGAUGAGCCGUUUUUUAAACCUGCGGCUAUGAUUGGCGUUGAGAUUGAAGAGACUGUGAGGACUAUAGUGAAAUCGCAGGAUGCCGAUGCUAAUUCGAAUAUUUGGUUUGUGUUUGCUCAUGAUUCGAGUUUGAUCGGCGUCGUUGAUUUCUUUCCUUUAAGGGCUGAUGGAUGGAAAGAGAAGGGGUGGAGGGAGAAGACUCUUUGGUCCUUUUUGAGGGAUUUUGAUCCUGCUAUUGGUUUGAACAGGUAG
Penicillium nucicola is the source of this 996-nucleotide messenger RNA. RefSeq names its product MBL fold metallo-hydrolase. Bases 1 to 996 code for a protein of 331 amino acids. The record is from RefSeq and is a predicted model, not a curated record. The transcript is spliced from 3 exons. Lineage: Eukaryota; Fungi; Ascomycota; Eurotiomycetes; Eurotiales; Aspergillaceae.